CUUAACCCCAUAAAUUCUUUUUUACUAAAACAUCUGCCUUUCGGACGAAAAAGAAAUUUGUUUUUCUGUCUUAAUUUUGGGAAAAGGUUUCCUCAAACCUCCCAUUAUUACCGAGGGAUGAUUCCCGUAGGAAACUGAUAAUGCUUGAUAAACUUUGUCGCGAUCCUUCUCAUCUUGAGCGUUUACUGCAAUGGAAGCUUCUAGAAGAAAGAAAUUUAAAAGUAUUGAAGUUUUUAAAGCUGGAAAACAUUCAUGAUGUUGAGGAAUGGAAAGAGAAUAUUUAUUGGUUAAUGAAGCUGACAGAAAAUUGUGGUUUUCAAUGUGAAACAUUUGCUUUAGCUGUCCACAUACUAGAUAGUUUUCAAGGAUUUGUGAAGUUGCAAGGCAAAUACCUGAAAUGUGCUACUUUAUCAGCAUUUUACAUAGCUAUAAAAGUGCUUGAAGAAGAAGAAUUUGUUCCUCCUCUCAGUACAUUUGUUAAUUUUACAGGUGGAAAAUUUACAGAAAAUGACAUCAAGCGCAUGGAAAAAAUAAUUUUAGAAAAAACAAAUUGGGAUGUUAACCAUGUAACAAUUUGUACAUUUUUAGAAAUAUUUUUCAGCUUCAUUUGCACUCUGCAUUUCAAAACUUUGUUUGGUAGUGAUACAUUAGCUUAUAGCAUCUACCGAAAUCUCGCUAAUCAAGCCCAACAAUGUCUUUGUGCUACCAGUUUGUUUCAAUUUAAGAGUUCAUUAAAAGCACUGGCUCUGUUAAGUUGUACUUUAGAAAAGAUUACCUCUCGUUGGUUUUUAUAUAUUGAGAAAAUUGCAGCAUGUGCUAAAAUUGAUUUACAAGAAAUGCUUGCUUGUCGUGACAUUAUUAAGAAUGUUAUUUUUGGACAAAUUAAAAAACCACGUGUCCCAAGACUUCGCAAAUUUAUUCAAAGACAAUCUUUAUAUGUUUCACGUCGUUCACCAUUAUCGCCCAUUGUUGAAAAUCCUUUUGAGUUAGAAAUGAUGAAAAGGUUUAGUGAUUUUUCUAAACCUCUUGAGACUGUGACAGAGUGUGAUGUUUUAAAUGAAGAACUAAAUCGUCUUCAAAAGAUUUGUUUAGAUGAUAUUCAACAACCUUCUCCAGCUAAGCGUAGAAAAAUAUUGACUUGUGGAAUAGAAUCCAAAUUAAAUGCAUGUCUUAUGAGUCCUGUCAAGCCGUUGCCUGCUUAAGAUAAUACUCCCAUUGACGUGUCUUAAUUUACUUAAUUUUAGUUAAUUUUCUUUUAUGACAAAUAGACUUUUUAACUUUUUGUUUUGCAACUUUUUUUAAACUUCUGUUUGAUAUUUGUUAUGUUAAUAAAUUUGUUUUGUACUUUUGCUGUGUACUUUAAAGCAAAACAUGACUUCUAAAUUACAAAAGUUGGCACGACUUAAUAGGUGAACUCUGUAAAUCAAAAAUCUUAUUUAGUUUCUUGUUGUGUUUUGUUUUAAAGUUUAACUUGUUUUGAUCAAGUGUGUAAUUCUUCUUAAAUGAGGUUUUGCAUCACGUUUUUUAGGUUAUUAAUUUUAUUAUUUUUAAAAUAGAAUAUUUAAACGUCAAGUUAAAAACAUAACAAAAAAUGUUAAACUUGAGCAUACUUAAAAAUUUAGCUGAUGUUAAUUUUUUUUUUUUAGUUUUAAAAAUAUCUGAAAGUUCAGUAAUGAAUUCAGAUUUAAAAAAAUGUAUACAUAUUAUCAACAGCAGAAAACUUUAUAUAUAUAUAUAUAGAUACUGUGCGAUAUGUUUUUAGUAUUUUGUAACACAGCUACAUAGAACGAGAGCUAAAUGUAAAUUGUUUUGUGUGUUUUAAACACAAGAGUACAGUUAUGUUAAUAGUAGAAUCUUUUUUGGAAGUCAUGUAAAUUUUUAUGAGCAGCAAAAGUUGCACUAUGAACAUAUUAGUUUUUUGUUGUUACUUUAAUUGUAAAAUAAAAUAAAAAUGUCAAAACUUUUUAAAUGGACAAAAAAAACUUGUAUAAUAUUUAUAUAAAAAGGAAAAAAAAAGAUAAGUGUCGUUGA
Hydra vulgaris (swiftwater hydra) is the source of this 2031-nucleotide messenger RNA. RefSeq names its product cyclin-G1. Gene Ontology annotation, cellular component: cyclin-dependent protein kinase holoenzyme complex; nucleus; cytoplasm. Gene Ontology annotation, molecular function: cyclin-dependent protein serine/threonine kinase regulator activity. Gene Ontology annotation, biological process: mitotic cell cycle phase transition; regulation of cyclin-dependent protein serine/threonine kinase activity. NCBI's taxonomy places the organism in Eukaryota, Metazoa, Cnidaria, Hydrozoa, Anthoathecata, Hydridae. The record is from RefSeq and is a predicted model, not a curated record.